Messenger RNA from Acaromyces ingoldii, 2211 nucleotides. RefSeq lists its product as hypothetical. NCBI's taxonomy places the organism in Eukaryota, Fungi, Basidiomycota, Exobasidiomycetes, Exobasidiales, Cryptobasidiaceae. The record is from RefSeq and is a predicted model, not a curated record. Bases 155 to 2056 code for a protein of 633 amino acids. Gene Ontology annotation, biological process: medium-chain fatty acid biosynthetic process; medium-chain fatty acid catabolic process. Gene Ontology annotation, molecular function: acetylesterase activity; monoacylglycerol lipase activity. The transcript is spliced from 3 exons.
GUGCUCAAGGGCUUGGUUCGCUACCACCGGCCCGACCGAUAGAUAGAUAGAUACCCUCCGUCCUUCAUAGAACAUAGAGGGGCUAGCAGACAGCCUUCAGGAACAUAGAGGGGCUAGCAGACAGCCUUCAGGAGGAGGAGGAGGAGGAGAAAAGAUGUCGUCGUUUGUCUCGAGAACGCUGCUCGGUCCGCUCGGUCUCGCACCGGCCCGCUUCACCAACAUCGAGGUCGUCUAUUCGCCCACAGUGCGUGAUGGCACAGCCCAGGCUACAGGCGCACAAGCGCCACCAUUUCUGCCCGCCCAUGUGCUUCCCGCGCUCGUCGAGGCAUGUCCCUCGCUCCAUGGGCCCAAUGCACACUUUUCGCCCUCGCCCCAGCUCGCGACGGGCCACUUGCAGACCAUCUACAGCGCAUUUGCAGACACGUCGGCCGUCGACGAGGUCUACUACACCAGGCACCUUUUGCUGCUACCCGAUGGCGGCAUCAUGUCUGUCGACAUUGCCGAAGAGGACGAAGACGUAAAGGAGACGGUCGUCAUCUCGCACGGCCUUACGGGCGGCAGCCAAGACACCUAUGUCCGGCACUGUGUCAAUGCCCUCAUCAAGAGCAAAUCGCAAGGAGGGCCGGGACUGCGCUGCGCCGUCUGCAACUUCCGAGGGUGCGCCAACACGCCCGCAACGUCCUCGCAGCUCUACAGCGCCGCAAAGACAUCGGACCUGCGUGCUGCCCUCCUCUUUCUCGCCCGGCUGUUGCCAGACUCUGGCUUUGUCGGCCUCUCGUUUUCGCUCGGCGCCAACAUCAUGUCCAAGUACCUUGGCGAGGAAGGAGACGAGUCCGUACUGCUCGCAGCCAUUGCCUGCGCAGCACCAUUCGACCUCCAGGCUGGCUCCCACGUGCUCGAGAACAGCACGACCAGGAGGGCCGUCUAUAGCCGGGCCAUGGCUUCGAACCUAUCCCGGCUCGUCUCGAGGCACGCCGCCACGCUGCAGCUUGACGAAGCGCUGCGCGAGCCAUUGAGGAGGCUCUUUGAUGGGCCCACUGCGCAGGCCUAUGCGCGUCAGACGGGCUCCAGGCUCAACACGCUACGCUACGCCGACGAGGCCGUGACGAGGCACGUUGGUGGCUACCGCAAGCCGUACGAUGGAUUUCCCUACGCUUCUGCGCACGACUACUACCGCAACGGUGGUGCGCUCAAUGUCCUGGCUGGGCUCAGACGACCGUUGCUGGCCCUCAACGCCGACGACGACCCGAUCGUGGCCAAGGAGAGCAUCAAGGAGAUCAUGACGAUCAUGGGCCUCGUCGAGAAGGCCAAGGAGCUGCAAACUGACGACGAGACAGAGACGGGCGAGCAAGCUAAGGACGCGGCCGUGAAUGCCAACAAGACGACAGACUUCAUCGCGCUGGCCACCACUCAGGGAGGAGGGCACAUUGGCUGGUGGGAGGGCGUCCGCAACCCAACGAGAUGGAUCAGGACGCCCGUGGUCGAAUUUUGCAACGCUGUCUUUGCAGAGGCGGCCAAGCAGAAGUCUAGCGAGGCCACAGGAAAGAACCAAUAUGAUCAAAGAGAGACAAGAGAGGACGACGUCGUGGUUGAGCUCAUCCCCGUAAGCGAGCUUCCUCCUUACGAGGGGCUUCCCCCUGCUUUAAGCAAUGGGCAACAGGACAAGAAGAAGAAGGCGCACGAAAAGGGAGAAGAGACAGCUCCUUCCUCGGCUAGACUUCCCUGGUUGAGGACGCAUCUUUUGAAAGAGCUUCCUCUGCUCCAUCCCAGCAUGGCACCAAAGGGAUGGUGUGGCCGAAAACUUGCUGCAGAGGGCGACGCCACCGUCAAGAUCGACGGUCGGGGUGACAUUGUCGAAGGAAAGGACGAGGGCUGGCCCGUCCUGAGUGGAAAGAUGAUCAGGGACGUCAAGAGGCCUGAAGUGGGCUACAUGCGGCUGGGCGAGUGGACCCGUGUUGCUGGCGCAGGAAAGCGCUUUAACUCGAACAAAGAUGUUCCUGGAUCCUAUGAUGGAGUGGAUAAAGAUGCAAACGACGGCAUGAUUAAAGGACUCUGAUUGCCCUCCCUCCCACCAUCUAGAUCAGGGACAAGUGGGGUAAGGAUAGAUGUUUGACGGUGAACCGGUGCACGUGCAGCGAUGCCUUCCCGGUCGCCGGCAACCACUUUUGUAAUUGUAGCAAUUCAAUAAUAGAGCCGGGUGCGAGAAUAGAG